Messenger RNA from Amaranthus tricolor (Joseph's coat), 2037 nucleotides. RefSeq names its product putative pentatricopeptide repeat-containing protein At1g12700, mitochondrial. Lineage: Eukaryota; Viridiplantae; Streptophyta; Magnoliopsida; Caryophyllales; Amaranthaceae. The transcript has a single exon. Bases 150 to 1571 code for a protein of 473 amino acids. The record is from RefSeq and is a predicted model, not a curated record. Gene Ontology annotation, molecular function: protein binding.
UUUUUUAAUUUUUAAUGACCAGUAAAUCACUAAAAUCUAUUCAGCGUUCCAAUACAAACAAAAUACAAGGUAAAUUAGGGUUUUCAUCACCAUAACUAAUCCUUAAAACUCCAUUAUUGUCCAACAACAACAAGCCCAAAUCGCCAUUAAUGUCGAUGUUGAUGAAGAGAUUUGGAUCUUCUUUCUUUAUUCAAUUUAUUCGUGGUUCUUCAUCUCUUUCUACUGGUACUCAUUCUUUUUACCAAUCUUCUACUUCCUCUUCAUUUCCGUCUAAAUUAGGGUUUUAUUAUCAUCAAACAGAAAUUGAUUGUAAUGAUCGGCAAUUGCUUAUUCAAUCUGCUAUACACACAUUUAAAUUAGGAUUCACUAAUAUUGAUGAUGCCAUUUCUAUGUUUUGUCGUUUGAAAUCGCUACAUCCUCCACCUUCCAUUAUUGUUUUCACUCAGCUUUUUACUGCCAUGUUGAAGAUGAAACCUUCUCCUCCAUUUUCAACUGUUAUUGCUCUUUGUAAAGACCUUCAUUUGUCAAUUCGCCGUCCAAAUUUGUAUUCCCUUAAUAUAAUUGCUAAUUGUUUCUGUCGUUUAGGUUGUAUUGAUUUAGGGUUUUCCACACUUGCCAUAAUCUUUAAGUUAGGACAUCAGGCUGAUAUUGUCACUUGGAAUACAUUACUAAAUGGUCUUGUUCUUCUUGGUCGGUUGGAUGAAGCUAUCCAACUCUUUACCAAGAUGAACAAUAUGCGCAUUUUGCCCAAUGUCAGAACAUAUAAUACCUUAAUUCAAGGUAUGCUAGUUUUGGGACAUUGGAACAAUGCUAAAGAGCUAUUUCUCAAAAUGUUGAACAAAAACGUAACGCCUAGUGUCGUUAGUAUGAAUAUUCUAAUCAACGCCUUCGCGAAGCUAAAAGAUUUCGACAAAGCUCUUGGUGUGCUUCAAGAAAUUUCUCUUAGAGGAUUAACCCCUAGUGUUGUUACUUACAACAUAGUUAUUGAUGCCUUAUGUAAGGACAAUAAACUUGCUUUCGCUAUCCAACCUUUCGAGGUAAUGAAGGCGUAUGGACUCAAGCCUGAUGUAGUUACUUGGAAUUCGUUACUCCAUGGCUUAUGUAAAGCUAUGCAGGUUGAUGAGGCAAUGGGAUUGAUAGAUAGAAUGGUGAAUGAAGGGGUGUCUCCCGAUAUUGUUACGUACAAUGUUCUAAUAGACGGUUUAUGUGAAGUCGGACAACUUAGAAAAGCUGCACAUGUGUUUUUAUCUCUACCAUCUAAAAGAUUAAAGCCUGAUUUGUAUACCUAUAAUAUAAUGGUUAAAGGACUUUGUAAAGGGGAUUUAAUUGAUGAUGCUUGUGAACUCUUCAAGAAAAUGGAGGACGAUGGAUGUUCUCCGGAUUCAUGUACCAUUAACACACUUAUUAUCGGAUUUCUAAAUGGUAAUCAUCGUAAAAAGAUUGAUGCUACCACAGCUUCAUUGUUUCAAGGUUUACUAACUCGUGACAAUGUUAGCGAUUCACAAAAGGAAUUUAUUGUACAAAUUUUGAGGUCUAAACGUGUAUGUAAUUCACUUCGUGAUUCAAGUUGAAAUUUUUCGACAUCAUUUAUGUGUAUUGUUGUAUAAUGUAUAUGGUCACUACAUGUACUUCAAUUUGUUUGGUGAAUAAUGUAGCCAAUUCCUUAUAUCUAUAAUAAGAUUCAAGUAUACUUUCUUUCGGCUUUCGUGAUAGUAAAUUGCUAUCUAGUUUAUUUAAGUAUUGUUUCUUGAGAAUCGAGUUUUGUCUCAGUUGGAGCAAGUAUUGCGUUUAGACAAACUCCUGAGAUCGAAUCUCACCUAUCUUUCUAUUUCCUUACCAUACCCUAUAAUUCAAAAAAGUAUCGUUUCUUGAGAAACCUUUUGUUCCUUUGUAUAUUGCACUUGAAUUUUCAGUAGAUGUGUUUAACUUGUCCAAGCCUUAAUCUUAAAGCUUCAAAUGAGAGCUUUAUUGAAAAACAUUCUCCCUCAAUGUUCAGUUGAUGAUCAGAAAAUGGUGAACUAAUUCUGAAAUUGUAAU